GAAGCGCUUCAUUGACAACAAAGAGGCAAAAAUCAUCAGGUGCCUUGAAUUUUCAACGGUUAAGGUGAUGGGCGACCGCCCCCUUCACUGUUCAAUAAAGAACCCAUUUGUUCUGACGGUAGAGGAUCAGAAGAGUGUGUUCCACUCAGGAUGUAAAGUGAUAGAGAUCACAUUCCCGAAUGUUUCAGUGCCAGAGAAGCAGACUGUACCCAUAUCCCUCUGUGAAAGGGUGGGAGAGAUAUGCUUUAAGAAUUACUACACAGCAUAUAUUUCAAUACGAGUAAAGUUCAAGGCAGCACCAGACAAUGGAACAGACUCAGCAGGUGACAUAAAAUGGAGGACCUGUGUGCGUAAAAUGAGACUUAUGCCUAACCCACAUAAAGAAAGUGGUUCCCAGGAUUACUUUUCUAUUUCAAAGAAACAAUUUUCCUUUGACAUCUGCAACAUAUCAGCCAUGCGUAUAAUUCUACAGCAGCCUUCUCCUGUGUGGAAGGAGUUCCGUAUAGAAGAUCUCAGACUCUACAGGUCAUCAGAGAUGAUGAGCAAACCCCCACCCCUGCCUGCAUGGUUGACGGAGAGCUCUGCCAACAGCACCAAGCACAAGUUAGAGUUACAAACAAAAGCCAAGGAAAAAAUUUAUUUUGAUGAUUCUGAUAGCCAGGAUAUAGAAGAUGUGGGUAUACCUAACUUGGAGUCAAUAUCCUCAGGUCUACAAGAGUUGUGGGGUUUAUCAGAAGAAAUGGCUGUAAAUCAAACAAGGACAGACAUAGGCAGAUACGAGGUUGAUGGAUGCUAUGAAAUCAAUUUACUAGCAUAUACCUGAAUCAACUUUACUGGCUAUAUGAGAACAGUUACUUAUUUGAGGAAACCAUGUUUUCCUUGCUCUCCGUAUAAACCAGAACAGCUCACUUAUGAAUAAAUCUCAACUUAUUUUUCUGAUGUGCUUUUUAACUUCAUUGCAGUGCAGCAGAAUUUAUAUCCUUAUUGUAAACCAUUGUUACAACUUAAUCGUCAUUGAUAUACAUGUGUUUAUUAAACGUUUAAUUUUCAA
Molecule: messenger RNA, 1051 nt
Organism: Saccostrea echinata
Lineage: Eukaryota; Metazoa; Mollusca; Bivalvia; Ostreida; Ostreidae
Product: nicolin-1-like
Exons: 10
Coding region: 68-823 (251 amino acids)
Cellular component (GO): nucleoplasm
Source: RefSeq, a predicted model, not a curated record